Aethina tumida (small hive beetle) is the source of this 1603-nucleotide messenger RNA. It is a transcript of the gene Arp3, whose product is annotated as actin-related protein 3. The coding region runs from base 128 to 1384 and encodes 418 amino acids. Gene Ontology annotation, cellular component: actin cortical patch; Arp2/3 protein complex. Gene Ontology annotation, molecular function: actin filament binding. The transcript is spliced from 6 exons. The record is from RefSeq and is a predicted model, not a curated record. NCBI's taxonomy places the organism in Eukaryota, Metazoa, Arthropoda, Insecta, Coleoptera, Nitidulidae. Gene Ontology annotation, biological process: Arp2/3 complex-mediated actin nucleation.
UGCGCACGCGUAGUGGUAACAGCCGUAGAGGAGGUGUUGUGAUAAUCUGUCAUUAGGUGUGGUUUAUUUAGUUUGCUGAAUUUAUAAAUUAAAAUAACAAAUUACAUCCACUGAAUCCCUCGUGAAAAUGACCGGAAGACUCCCAGCUUGUGUUAUAGAUGUGGGCACCGGUUACACGAAACUGGGGUUUGCGGGCAACAAGGAGCCCCAAUUCAUAAUACCAUCCGCAAUAGCCAUAAAAGAGUCCGCGAAGGUUGGCGAUCAAUCUUCCCGCCGUUUGGGAAAAGGUGUGGAAGAUCUGGACUUUUUCAUCGGCGAUGCCGCCUUCGACGCCACCGGAUACUCUGUCAAGUACCCAGUCCGGCAUGGACUUGUUGAAGACUGGGAUUUGAUGGAAAAAUUCCUAGAACAAUGUAUUUUUAAAUAUUUGAGGGCUGAGCCAGAAGAUCACCAUUUCUUAUUGACGGAACCACCGCUAAACACACCCGAAAACCGGGAAUACACCGCCGAAAUUAUGUUUGAAUCAUUCAAUGUUCCUGGCCUGUACAUCGCUGUGCAAGCUGUUUUGGCUUUGGCUGCCAGUUGGGUAGGCCGAUCAAUUGAAGAGAGAACAUUAACUGGCAUUGUUAUUGACAGUGGAGAUGGUGUCACUCAUGUUAUACCAGUUGCAGAAGGCUAUGUCAUUGGAAGCUGCAUAAAACACAUUCCGAUCGCAGGCCGCAACAUCACCUACUUUAUCCAAUCAUUGCUGCGUGAACGUGAAAUAGGAAUCCCACCGGAACAGUCGCUGGAAACCGCAAAGGCGAUAAAAGAGCGUCACUGUUACAUAUGUCCGGAUAUCGCGAAGGAGUUCGCUAAAUAUGAUACUGAUCCAUCCAAGUGGAUGAAGAAAUAUGAUGGCGUGAAUUCGGUGACCAAACAACCGUUCAGCGUGGACGUUGGUUAUGAGAGGUUUUUAGGACCAGAAAUCUUCUUCCAUCCGGAAUUCGCCAAUCCAGAUUUCACUAUUCCUCUUUCUACAAUCGUCGAUGAUGUUAUUCAAAAUUGUCCCAUUGAUGUUAGGAGGCCAUUGUAUAAUAAUAUCGUUUUGUCUGGGGGUUCUACAAUGUUUAAGGACUUUGGCAGAAGGUUGGGAAGGGAUAUCAAGCACACGGUUAAUGCUAGGCUUAAAUUGAGUGAAACUUUGGGCGGGGGCAAACUUAAGCCUAAACCUAUUGAUGUCAAUGUUGUAACUCAUCAUAUGCAAAGAUACGCCGUUUGGUUUGGUGGCAGUAUGUUAGCGUCAACGCCGGAAUUUUAUACAGUUUGUCACACGAAAGCCGCAUAUGAAGAACAUGGUCCCAGUAUUUGCAGACAUAAUCCAGUAUUUGGUACAAUGACAUAAUUUUAUUGUAAAAUAGUUUUAUUAUAUUUUUUAUAUAUACCUAAAUGUUAAUUAUUGAGUCUAAUCAAAUUUAUAAUUUUAGAUAACUUCGAAUAAAUAACGCAUUUUUUUAACUUUUUUAUAUUAUACAGCAUUUAUCUUCAAGACAGAUUGUUACAAUAUUUCAUUUUAAAACAUUUGUUACCCUCAAAUUGAAAACGAAAUAAAUAAUUACACAUA